GAUGCUGCAGCAGCGGAAGACACGAGCCAAGCCCCGGUCGAAUACAUCUCCCCCGCUUCGCCACUCUCUGCAAAACGGAACGUCAUACUGUGAUUCUUGGAGAUUCCAUCGUCCGGCAUGUCCGCGCUACCGGAGACAAAGUAUUGGGUGACCUACGUUCCUGUGGUGGUGAACAUGACUGCGAGUUCUCCAGAAGAACAAAUGCUGGAAUCCACCUGCCACGCCCCCUUCGGCCCCCUUCAGCGUGUCAGGUGCUUUCUCGGCCGCUUGUAUGCAGAAGCCAGAGGGGCUUCCAUACAUACCUGAUGUGGUGCUACACAAGUGUAACCAAAAUAAGUUGCCACCGGACCCACAGGGUCUCGGCUCCAGAGACUCAAAUAUCUCAAAUAUUCCAGCAGGAACUGGAAGCAGCUGUUUCAAUUUUUAGUUUUUAUGAUGAUUGACUGUGAGAGGCUUCAGGACGAGCUGGAGGAGGCGAAUAACAAAGCUCGCAGAAAAACCAGGGGUAACGUCAAGUUCAUCGGGGAGCUGUUUAAGUUGCGGAUGUUGACCGAGUCCAUCAUUUAUAACUGCGUGGUAAAACUGCUGAAACAAAAUGAAGAGGAAAGUCUCGAGUGCCUCUCUAUUCUCCUCACCACCGCCGGCUAAGAGAUGGACUUUAAGAAGGCCAAGUUACCAGCAGAUGAUAAGAUUUAUUUGGGACGGAAUUUCGGGGGACGACGGCUGAACUGGAAGAACGGCUGCGAUGGAGAAACUAGCGCUAGAGCCACAUCCGGAGCAUCAGUAAAACUGGACGCAGUGCCAGACUCGACUACAAACAUGCCUGCGCUAUCAGAGGAGGAAAUGGAGAAAUGCUCUAAAUCCAUUAUUGAGGAGUUUCUACACAUAAAUAAUUACAAAGAGGCAUUGCAUUGUGUGGAGGAACUGGACCAGGGCGGGAUGCUGUACGUUUUUGUUCGGGUGGGUGUGGAGACCACGCUGGAGCGAAACCAGAUCACACGUGACCACGUGGGUCAUCUGUUCCAUCAGCUGCUGCAGGCUGGGAUCCUCUCCACAUCUCAGUUUUUUAAAGGGUUCUCAGAAACCCUCGAGAUAGCAGAUGAUAUAACGAUUGACAUUCCUUACGUAUGGCAGUACAUAGCGGAGCUCGUUAAUCCUGUGCUUCGGGAAGGAGGAAUCUCUUUGAGAGAAUUAUUAAUUGAAUUUAGCAAACCACUACUUCCUGUGGCAAGAGCCGGCAUAUUAUUUGCAGAAAUAUUGCAGCUUCUCUGCAAACACAUGAGCCAAAAGGAAGUGGAGGCCUUAUGGAGGGACUCUAAACUGAGCUGUGCUGAUUUUCUUCCUGAAACCGUGGAUGGGAACAACUUCAUUACUGAGCAGCCCUGAUGAAGUCUGAUGACCUGAAGAGGGUGGAGCUGAGACUUCAGGCAGCAGACGGACUUCUGAGGAGGAACA
Silurus meridionalis is the source of this 1455-nucleotide messenger RNA. Its product is annotated as eukaryotic translation initiation factor 4 gamma 3-like. Gene Ontology annotation, cellular component: eukaryotic translation initiation factor 4F complex. The coding region runs from base 652 to 1386 and encodes 244 amino acids. Lineage: Eukaryota; Metazoa; Chordata; Actinopteri; Siluriformes; Siluridae. Gene Ontology annotation, molecular function: translation initiation factor activity; mRNA binding. The transcript is spliced from 12 exons. The record is from RefSeq and is a predicted model, not a curated record.